Molecule: messenger RNA, 1148 nt
Organism: Homarus americanus (American lobster)
Lineage: Eukaryota; Metazoa; Arthropoda; Malacostraca; Decapoda; Nephropidae
Product: peroxiredoxin-6-like
Exons: 4
Coding region: 147-806 (219 amino acids)
Biological process (GO): cellular oxidant detoxification; cell redox homeostasis
Cellular component (GO): mitochondrion; cytosol
Molecular function (GO): peroxiredoxin activity
Source: RefSeq, a predicted model, not a curated record
UGUGAGGCUCCAGUACAUGUUGGUUCAACGUCGCAACCCCGGUCCACUCAGCCUCAUUCACAUUUCCCAGCUGGACGUGCGAGGUGUAGACGUGCUGCAGCGACACCUUAUCCCUCUGGUACCAUAUUAGUUACCUUCUUAAGACAAUGGUGAACCUUGGCGACGUCUUCCCUAACUUCACGGCCAAUUCUACAGUGGGCACCAUCAAACUCCACACCUACCUGGAGGACUCAUGGGGUGUUGUCUUCUCCCACCCCGCUGACUACACCCCUGUGUGUACCACCGAGUUGGGCCGUGUCGCAAAAUUGGUUCCCGAGUUUACGAAGAGAAAUGUGAAGCUGAUGGCAAUUUCCUGUGACUCUGUUGAGGACCAUCAUGGCUGGAUCAAGGACAUUCAGUCAUACAAUUGCCUAAGUGGAGACUUCCCAUUCCCAAUCAUAGCCGACCCAGAUCGUGAUCUUGCUGUUACCCUCGGCAUGAUUGACCCAGAUGAAAAGACUGCUACUGGUAUGCCUCUCACAUGCCGUGCUGUUUUUAUCAUUGGCCCAGACAAGAAACUCAAGCUGUCCAUUCUUUAUCCUGCAACUACUGGACGCAAUUUUGAUGAGAUUCUGCGUGUGAUUGAUUCCCUACAGUUGACAGCUGUGAAGAAGGUAGCAACACCUGCAGACUGGCAGCAAGAGAGUCAUUGUAUGGUGCUGCCCUCAAUCCCUGCUGAAGAGGCCAAAAAAAUCUUCCCCGAACACAAAGUUCACCAGGUUCCUUCUGGCAAGGAGUAUCUCCGCACCACUCCAGUGCCAAAGUAAUAUGAAUGGAUACUUCUCAACUCUCCAUUUACUCUGCACACAGUCUUUGCAGUAAAUAAUGUCCAGUUAAUCUUACCAGAUCAAAAACUUACAUAAGCACAUCAAUAAUCAAGAAUUAAACUUUAAUGGAUAGUGCAUAACUUUAAAGCAAAAGUUUAUAUUAGUUACUAUAACAUAAUUAUGUUAAACAUAUAUGAUGGCUUUCACAAUUUUAUACGUUGACUUGUUUUGGGAUUUUUGGCCACUUCACCACUGUAAGAAGUUGCUUGGAUGAUCCUUCACGUGCCUUUGAUGGUGAUACAUUCCAAUAAAGUUGCUUUGCAAUAAACAUAACAAAAAUUA